AUGCUGCCCGUUUCACUUUAUCUGAACAUAACCAUCCUGUCUGAUUCCGACGACAUCCAAAUUCCUCAAUUCCUCAUUCCCUCUAUCAUGGUCUCUUUCAAAAAUGGCCAUCAGGUCAACGGGCAAGGUCCGGACCGUCUUCACGGAUCUGCCCCCCUCGAUCUGACUGUCCUCGGCAUGAACUCCGGGACAUCUAUGGACGGCAUCGACUGUGCUCUUUGCAGGUUUCGUCAGGACUCGCCUUCAUCGCCUAUGAACUUUGAGCUCCUCCAAUACGACGAGAUACCCCUGGAACCUGUCAUUAAGAAGCGCGUUAUGAACAUGAUCUACCACAACCGCACCACGCCUGAAGAGCUGUCCGAAGUCAACGUUCUGCUUGGAGAGACUUUUGCAUCCGCCGCGAUCGAGUUCGCUUCCAAACACAGCAUAUCCUUCUCAAACAUCGAUGUCAUUGGCUCGCACGGCCAGACAAUCUGGCUACUCAGUAUGCCGGAGAAAGGUCACACCAAAUCUGCCUUGACCAUGGCUGAAGGCACAUACCUCUCUUCAAGAACAGGAAUCACCUCGGUCACAGAUUUCCGUGUCUCGGAUCAGGCCGCUGGGCGGCAAGGUGCGCCACUCAUUGCAUUCUUCGACUCACUAGUGCUCCACCACCCUACAAAGCUCCGAGCAUGUCAGAAUAUUGGUGGCAUUGCCAACGUAUGCUUUAUUCCUCCAGACCGGGAUGGGGAGCUGAAUCAGGAAUUCUUCGAUUUCGACACGGGCCCCGGCAAUGUCUUCAUCGAUGCUGCCGUCAGACACUUCACCAACGGCAAGAUGGAGUACGAUAAGGACGGCAAGAUGGGCGCGGCGGGCACAGUCGAUCAAGAAAUGGUAGACGAGUUCCUAACGACACACCCUUACUUCGCCCUAGAGCCACCCAAGACCACUGGGCGUGAAGUGUUCCGGGAUACCAUCGCCGAUGAUAUGAUCGCGAGAGGCCUUGCCAAGGGCCUGUCGCAGAACGACAUUGUGGCGACAAUCACCCGCAUCACUGCACAAGCCAUCGUUGAUCACUAUCAUCGAUACAUGCCUCAGCAAUACGGACCUCUAGCUGAGAUCUUCAUGUGCGGCGGUGGUGCUAAGAACCCUAACAUCACAUCGUUUUUGCAAAAGUCGUUCCCCGACACAAAAAUCAUGAUGCUUGAUGAGGCAGGCGUUCCGGGCGACGCGAAAGAAGCUAUCACAUUCGCGUGGCAAGGUAUGGAAGCUGUCGUCGGCCGAAGCAUCAACGUGCCGGAUCGCGUCGAGACCCGCCAAGGGUAUGUCCUGGGUAAGAUCUCACCGGGACGGAACUAUCGCCAAGUCAUGCGUAAGGGUAUCGAGUUUGGUGGUAAGCUUGAUGAAUUGCGGCCGGUGACGAACAUGGUGAAUUGGAAGAAUGGGGGAGUUCUGAGUAACACUUGGUAG
This is a messenger RNA of Didymosphaeria variabile, 1449 nucleotides long. RefSeq lists its product as uncharacterized. Lineage: Eukaryota; Fungi; Ascomycota; Dothideomycetes; Pleosporales; Didymosphaeriaceae. Bases 1 to 1449 code for a protein of 482 amino acids. The record is from RefSeq and is a predicted model, not a curated record. Gene Ontology annotation, biological process: peptidoglycan turnover; amino sugar metabolic process. Gene Ontology annotation, molecular function: phosphotransferase activity, alcohol group as acceptor; ATP binding. The transcript is spliced from 2 exons.